Saprolegnia parasitica CBS 223.65 is the source of this 357-nucleotide messenger RNA. RefSeq lists its product as hypothetical. The annotation marks the transcript as partial. The transcript has a single exon. NCBI's taxonomy places the organism in Eukaryota, Oomycota, Saprolegniomycetes, Saprolegniales, Saprolegniaceae. The record is from RefSeq and is a predicted model, not a curated record.
AUGGAGGACGACGCGUCGGCGAUGAACGACCUCCUCGAUGCGGCGAUCGUCAACAGCAUCCUCGCGCCCACGCCCUCGUUGAGUGAGCCGAUGCACUACCAGCAGCGCCAGAAGCUCGAGCUCGCGUACCUCCGGCAGCAAGCCGUCGACUUGAAGCUCCAGCUUGACGCGCUCACCAGCACCAAGGCGUUGGAGGUGCAGACCAGCAGCAACUACUGGGAAAAAGUUGCUCGCAACCAGAAACUCGCAUCCGAGAUGGCGACACUGGAGAAUGCUCGCCUCAAACGGGUGAUGGAAGACCAGCUUGUGCUGGCGUCAGCCCUCGAGAAAGUGCUGGCCAAGCGCCCGCGGCUCGCG